This is a messenger RNA of Glossina fuscipes, 805 nucleotides long. RefSeq names its product enolase-phosphatase E1 (gene Enoph). The record is from RefSeq and is a predicted model, not a curated record. The transcript is spliced from 4 exons. NCBI's taxonomy places the organism in Eukaryota, Metazoa, Arthropoda, Insecta, Diptera, Glossinidae. Gene Ontology annotation, molecular function: magnesium ion binding; acireductone synthase activity. The coding region runs from base 29 to 772 and encodes 247 amino acids.
GUUAUUGUUCUUUUUUCCUCUUGCAAAAAUGUGCGCUUUAGCCGUAAAGGCGAUAUUAACUGACAUUGAAGGCACCACAACAUCAAUUAGCUUUGUUAAAGAUGUUUUAUUCCCAUACGCUAAACAAUAUACUAUGAAAUAUCUCCAACGCACCUGGAAUACAGAGGAAACCCAAAAUAUUGUUCAUGAUUUAAUACAACUAAAGGAGCAUGAAAAGUAUUUAGAAGAGCUCAAUGUAACGGAAGAGCAAAUAUGUCCAGAGACUGUGGCGAAAUUUAUAAAUGUUCUAAUAGAAAAAGACUUGAAAUUGGCUCCACUGAAAAGUUUACAAGGAUUAGUCUGGGCUGAAGGCUAUAAAGCUGGUGUUCUUAAAGGGCAUGUUUAUCCAGAUGUUCCAUUUGCUUUCAAAUGUUGGUAUGAUGCGAAUAUAUGUUUAGCCAUAUAUUCCAGCGGCAGUAUUAAGGCUCAAAAAUUGUUAUUUAAUCAAACUGAAUAUGGUGAUUUGUUGCCUUACAUUUCAAAGCAUUUUGAUACCACCAGUGGCCAUAAGCAUCAAGUAGAAUCCUAUAAAAAUAUUGCUAAAGAUAUGGAUUACGACAUUUCAGAUAUCCUAUUUCUGACAGAUGUAAUUAAAGAGGCGGAAGCUGCUCGACUAGCUGGAAUGCAAGUCGUGGUUUUAUCCCGACCUGGUAAUGCUCGCUUAUCUGAACGCGAUAAAUCGCAAUUUUUGGUAGUUAACGAUUUCAAUGCACUUAAGAUAGUAGCUAAAUAAUAAAUAAACAAAUAUAUAAUAUAAAUGCAUAAA